UUGAUCACAGGGGGUUCAGAGGAAAGCAAGCGAUUUCGGCUGAAUAUUCGAAGGUAUAACAAGGCCCUCUCUUUUACCUCCAUGGCUGCUACCGUUGACAGAAACUUGGCAAGUCCUUCGGAUGGCGUCUACACUUUCCGAAUCCAGGGAGAAGUGCACCAUUUUUAUAGGAACCUUCUUCCGGAAAAUGGAGAGCGGCCCAAGUUUGCACAGAUUUCUUUCUACGAUUCAACUGCACAACUGGAGCUGCGCAAGGACCUUUAUCCGCAACUGGAGGAGAGCAUAUUAAGGGAGCUUCAGACCAUGAUCGAGCAAAGUAACCCUCUUGCCCGGACAUACAAGACUAUACGCGAACGUGAG
Molecule: messenger RNA, 360 nt
Organism: Gamsiella multidivaricata
Lineage: Eukaryota; Fungi; Mortierellomycota; Mortierellomycetes; Mortierellales; Mortierellaceae
Exons: 1
Source: RefSeq, a predicted model, not a curated record